Anthostomella pinea is the source of this 312-nucleotide messenger RNA. The record is from the annotation of a GenBank genome assembly. Lineage: Eukaryota; Fungi; Ascomycota; Sordariomycetes; Xylariales; Xylariaceae.
AUGCGGCCCACGCAGGCGCUCCUCAAGCGCUACCGCAAGCUACCGCUGACGACCAAGGACAUCAACAAGGGCUUCUACAAGGGCACGCGGACGGGCUCGAUGGGUAGUCAUACCAAGUACGGCGGCUACGUGAUCGACUGGGCCAAGGUGCGCACGUAUGUCGUGCCGGCCGGGCUGGACGAGUUCAAGUUGACCCCCUUCGUCACGAAGCGAAUGCCCGCAACAAGAGGCCGCUACGAGGGCUACGCCCUGGGCCCCAAGAGCCCCGAGCUGUACCUGGACAGGUGGAAGGCCGAGAACGGACUGGACUGA